AGCCAAGGCGCUUUCGGCCGCCUGUGGAUGCCAAAGGUGCAUCUAUCCACAGAAUCACAUUACAUAACACUAAAUUUAAAGCAUUUCUACUUUAUUCUUUUUCUUCCACAAAAAAUUACAACUUUCUAUUCCAUUCAUCUUCCCAACCUCUCUCUCUGCCUGCUACCACUCAACAAUGUUUUUUAAACUUGUAACAGGACCACGGAAAACUAAACCAGGCACCGUUCCUGUUUACCUUAAUGUCUACGACCUCACACCGAUUAAUGGCUAUGCUUAUUGGCUUGGCCUUGGUGUCUACCAUUCAGGGGUUCAAGUUCAUGAUAUUGAAUAUGGUUUUGGAGCACAUGAAAAUGACACAACUGGAAUUUUUGAAGUGCAACCGAAAAACUGUCCAGGUUUCACUUUCAGAAAAUCAAUUUUCAUUGGAACUACAGAUUUAGGUCCAAGAGAUGUUAGGGCACUUAUGGAGAAACUAGCUCAAGAGUAUUCUGGAAACUCUUAUCAUCUCAUCUCCAAAAAUUGCAACCACUUCUGUCAUGAUGUUUGUCUCAAAUUAACUGGAAAGUCAAUUCCUAGAUGGGUAAAUCGACUUGCUAGACUUGGUUUAUUUUGCAACUGUGUUCUCCCCCCUGGCUUAAAUGAAACAAAGGUUCGGCACAUUUCAUCCGACAAGGUACAAGAAGGAGAAAAGAGGAAAAUGAGAAGUCAUUCCAAUCCUCAAGGUUCAUCAAGACAGUGCCUUCCUCCAUCAACUUUGAUCAAAGCUUCUUCAACAUCAACAUUAACAGUAAAGUAAAGUAAAGCUUUAACAGGAAUCAGCCUAAAAAAUAUAGGAUUUGAGAAUUAUGUAAGCAACCAAAGAUGAAUCAGGGCAGAAAGUUGGUUAUUUGAUCCAUCUUUCUGUUCUGUUGUAUUGUAUAUCAUUCUUAGUGUGGCAAUAGCUAAUGUGGAAUGGUUGCUUUGUUUUUGUCUAUGUUCUUUUUUAAGAUGCCUUAUUUCAUCUAUGAAGGAAAAGUUUACAUUUCCUACAUUAGGAAGUUUUGAAUUGACAUGUUGGAGCUUAUUUGAUGUUUAAACACUUUUAAAUUA
Messenger RNA from Cicer arietinum (chickpea), 1089 nucleotides. RefSeq names its product deSI-like protein At4g17486. Gene Ontology annotation, molecular function: deubiquitinase activity. The record is from RefSeq and is a predicted model, not a curated record. Lineage: Eukaryota; Viridiplantae; Streptophyta; Magnoliopsida; Fabales; Fabaceae. Gene Ontology annotation, biological process: protein deubiquitination.